Molecule: messenger RNA, 2230 nt
Organism: Tachysurus vachellii
Lineage: Eukaryota; Metazoa; Chordata; Actinopteri; Siluriformes; Bagridae
Product: syntaxin-11-like
Exons: 2
Coding region: 115-1011 (298 amino acids)
Biological process (GO): intracellular protein transport; exocytosis; synaptic vesicle fusion to presynaptic active zone membrane
Cellular component (GO): presynaptic active zone membrane; synaptic vesicle; SNARE complex
Molecular function (GO): SNAP receptor activity; SNARE binding
Source: RefSeq, a predicted model, not a curated record
GCACGCUUCUGGAGCUCACUAAUCUGAACCACUCACCAUGAUAUAACAUCUGGAAGUCGUGAUUCCAAAAAGCCUUUACACUGCUGACAGGUCCGACACACCAUUAAGGCAGCCAUGAGGGAUAGACUAAGUAACCUACAGGCUCUUUCUGCAUCCAGAAAUAAUCUGGAAGAGCAGGAAUAUGCAGAUUCAGUCUCAGAUUCAUUCAGCAAUCUGGAACUGGAAGAUGAGUUCCAUCAGCAGGCCAUCGUCUUUGACAACAAUGAGAUGGAUGCCGUGUUCGAUGAGGCUCAAGCUACAAGGCGUGAGAUUCAGUUCAUCCAUCUGGAUGUAAAGCGGCUCAGAGAGCAAAACACACGCAUCCUUAAUGAGCCAACUCGUACUAGCACGGUCAAGCGCGACUCCAAUGCUAUUGCUGCUGACAUUAAAUCUCGUGGGGAGGAUUUGCUGAAACGUCUUCAUGAAAUGGACUCUCAUGCCAAAGAGCUAGAGGAGGAACAUGGUAUCAAUUCGGCUGUAGCCAGGAUUGCUCGAACACAGUAUGCUGGCCUGAGUAACAGCUUCCGUAACGUGAUGAUGGAAUACAACGAAGCCGAGAUGAACCACAGAGAAAAGUGUAAGACGCAUAUCCAGAGGCAGAUGGAGAUUGUAGGGCGAGAGGUGACGGGUGAAGAGAUUGAGGAAAUGCUGGAGAAUGGGCAGUGGAACAUCUUCAGUGAUAACAUUCUCACAGAAGGGAAAACAGCACGAUCUGCACUCACCCAAAUCGAAAGUCGACACCGUGACUUGCUGGAGUUGGAGAACAGACUCCAGAGCAUCCAUGAGGUUUUCCUGGAUGUGGCCAUGCUUGUGGAAGACCAAGGGCCCAUGAUAGACUACAUAUUCACUAAUGUUCAGAAAACUGAUGCUAAAAUUGAAGAAGUCCUGAUUCGACUUGACCGAGCUAAGAGACAUGACAAAAACAACCCUUUCAAGAAGAUGUUCUGUAGCUGCUUUCCAUGCUACAAGUAAUUUCUUUGGUGAAAGAUGCCUGUAUAUUGAUUAUGUGAAUGAUGUUUGGAAUGUCGUUUGUGUUUUUAAUAAUCCCUAUUUCGCUACACUGAGAAAUUAUACAGUAGGUAGCUUUCAUACAGAUAUAAAUAGAUUCAUAUAAAAUGUAGAUGCCACAGCUAUUCACAUAGAUCUGUUUGUCAAUUGCUGGUAUAAUGAACCUAGAGAAAACAAUAGAAUUUUCGUAAUUUUCGUACUCAGUAAAGUAAUGGAUGUUUAAAAACACAAGAGCACAUAUGAUAGUAUAUAAAUUAUCUGUACAGUAUGACACAUGAAUUAUGUCUUUAGAAACUGCAGCUUUUAAAGAUGCUAUGAAGUAGUCAUACAGUUUAAAAUGAAGUAAACUCAUUAAGAUUAAUCAAGUAUUAAGUAUACUGGUAUCAUUGUUCUUUAUCCUUCUAUAUUCUAGUAGUUACAGUUAAUACACCGGGCAGUAUAAGUUAUGUUGACCUUUACGGGAUCCAAACAUGAGGAGAUAAACUCAAAUCAAAGUAGGUGUUUCAGUGCUUUUUGUUGAUGUUAUGGACAUGUAUAUUCAUAUCUCCCUUGUCUCUGAGGCUGGAUAUUACUCUACAGUAGCAGUUCAAAUAGAAAACAUGGUAAGUCACUGUGUAUUUGGCUGUGGGUCUUCCCACACAAUACUCCCUUUUCAGACUGCCCUUUGGUUAGAAUUUAUCCAUUUAAAAUAGAGUGUGAUUUCAUGAAGUCAGAUUAGUUUCAGAGAAGUGUUUUGCCAAGUGUUUUCUCCCUCAGUAACAGUAGGUUGUAAUAUAUUUUAUCAUUUAACAUGAUAUCUAACCCUUCAUCUAUAAGCCCAGCUCCUAGCUGUAAUUAACUUGAAUACAACAAAAAGGUAGUGAAACAUGUUGUUCCUCUGGAUUCAUAUUUCAGAUCUAAAUAUGUUGACAUUCUGACCCAAAUCACAACAAUCAAGACAUUUCAUGGAACCUUCUAAACCACAUAAACCACACAAUAUCAUAAAAUAACUCUUAUUUUGUUUUUGGCCUAGUAAACUUUUAAGAUCAGACAAUGGUUGAACUAGAACAUACCACACAUUCCUUAUAAAUGAGAUAAAUAUGUAUGACAUUUAGGCCAAGAUCUUCACACAGUCUGCAUUACCAUCUUACAAGAACACAUUCUUCCAUCUUCCAAAAGUAAAAUAAAAAUUGAACCACAUCAA